GUUUCUCCACAGAAGACUGAGCUACUCGCAUUUUGGUCGCCAUUUCUUCUUUUACAUCUCGGUGGUCCGGACACAAUUACUGCCUUAUCUCUCGAGGAUAAUGAGCUGUGGCGUCGACAUGCUCUUCAGUUGGCCACCCAGACAGUUUUAGAGACUCCCUUGUGUCCAAACCUGAGCCUGGGCCUAACUAUGCUAGGCUAAUGGCAGAGUACUAUUCGGCAAAGAGUGCUCAUAUUCCCACUGAUUUCGAAGGUGAAAAUGGUCCCUCGGGCGGUGUAUCAAAACUAUUUGAGGGACGAAGAGAUGGUCCUGAUGAUGAGUCACAAUGCAAUGGUGCUAAUGCUUCAUCUUAUGAUAUGAUCAAAGAAGCUCAUUGGUUUUAUGAAAUGUCUAUGCCCCUCUUAACUGAUGGAUUUUUGAGCUUAAAAGAUCGCAAUAAAAGCCGCAAAAAUUUAUUGUAUAGGCCUUGUGAGGAAGCUUUUAGAAUCAUACAGAUUGAGCUCAACUUAAUCUAUGAUAUUUUCUAUACAAAGUUGUUCCUGUUUCAAAAGAAAAGAGCUUAUGCUCGAGUUUUGUGCCUUUUUUUGGCUCUUGCAUCCCUUUUAACUUUCUUUUAUCAAGACAGGGGCAAAUACUCUGAUCAUCAUGUUGAUGUGAUAGUAACUUUCACAUUGCUUGGUGGUGCUAUAGCCUUGGAUUUAUUGACUGCUGUUAUGUUCGUGUUGUCGGAUUGGUGGGUUAUCUUAUGCUCUAAUGGUAUGUUUAAAAACUACCUACAAUCGCUUAUGCUGACGAUCCUUAGAUGGUCAAAAUGGGCUAGACAACAUAACCGUAGAAGGUGGUCUAAUUCCAUCUCAAAAUACAAUUUAUUAAGGCAUUGCUUUAGAAAACCCUCUUCAUUGUUCAACUUGAUAUACUUGUUUAAAAUAAAGGAAAUCAGGAAUGUUUUAGUUGGAAUCCUCUAUGUCAAAGAAGAUCAGAUUGAGGAGGAGCUUAUCAAGUACUUAAUAGAAGGGCUGCAGUCCAAAGCUAAAGAAGCAGAAGAACUGGCGGUAGCAAAGGAGGUUUGUUCUGCUAGAGGGAAUUUGGUUUUGCAAAAAGAUUAUUUCCUCGCUUCAGAGUGUUUAAGCCCUUGGACCGUAGAUGUUGAUUAUGAUGAAAGUUUGUUGAUUUGGCACCUCGCUACUGAUAUCUGCUACUGGACUACAAGUGACGAUAAAGAUGAUGCUGGUUCAUCAGAAUCAAAGGAUCGUAGAUUCAGCAAGGCACUGGCAGAUUACAUGGCAUAUGUUAUACUCAGACAGCAGAAGAUGUUGUCUGCACUAGUGGGUAUGUCAGAGACUCGAUUUGAACACACUUGUGCAGAGGCCAACAAGUUCAUGAACAAUAACUGCAUCAACGUCAGCUGGCUUGAAGAUUGCUGGUGGAAGGCUAAGAGGUUCAGGUUCGCGUCAAGCCAAGACAAGAAGAGUCCCUCAGAAAAAGCAGAAGCUGAAUUCUUCAAGAAGUUUAGUGAGAAGGUGCUUCAAGUAAAGGCAGAUGUACAGCCUUUAAAAGCCAAGGGUGAUAAAAGCAAAUCAAUACUCUUUGAUGCAUGUCGCCUUGCUAAGCAACUGGAAUUGUUUGGAGAAAAGCAGUGGGAGAUAACAGCUAAGGUUUGGGUGGAACUGCUAUGUUAUGCUGCUAUUCGCUGCUCACCAAGAUCCCAUAUUGCGCGGCUAAGCAAAGGUGGAGAGCUCUUAACUUUGGUGUGGCUGUUCAUGACUCAUCUUGGCUUAGGGGAGCGCUUCCUGCAGAAUCAGGGCUUUGGAUGGACUAAACUUAUUAUUCACAAAUAAAAUGACACCACUUGCUUGAUUAUGUUAUAUUGUUAUGUAUUCUAGUAAUGCAAGAGUCACUUGCAGUUGCAGAUGUCAUUUUAUUCGCUAUCAUAGUUUAGUCUAUGGUACUUAAACACUCACCAACCCAUAUGGUGUGACAUCUUUUUUUAUCUUGACUUAAGACUUUUUAAGUAUUUAACUGUGGAGUAUACUAUGAUCAUAA
This is a messenger RNA of Chenopodium quinoa (quinoa), 2043 nucleotides long. RefSeq lists its product as uncharacterized. The record is from RefSeq and is a predicted model, not a curated record. Bases 201 to 1838 code for a protein of 545 amino acids. Lineage: Eukaryota; Viridiplantae; Streptophyta; Magnoliopsida; Caryophyllales; Amaranthaceae. The transcript is spliced from 2 exons.